UGACUACAUUACAACUCCAUCCAUGGAAAAUGAUAUGCACACGUUCCUAAUCCCACGUCCCUUUUGGGUUAAUGACUUGGAUCAAACGAAUUGUCACUCGUGCAACAAUGCUUUUGGGCCGCUGCGAAGAAGGCAUCACUGUAGACAAUGUGGUAACAUCUUCUGCCACGACUGCUCCAGUCGGAGUAUUCCGCUCCCGCAGUUGGGGUACGGAACCCGACCUGUUCGUGUAUGCAAUCAAUGCCUAGAAGUUGCUUAUCUAGUCACCUACAUUAUUGAUGAGGAUCAUGGGUCAACCACGCAGAUUCAUGGAGCGAGAGGUCUUUUGGAAGUCGUAGAGAGAGAUAAUGACCAAGAUCUGGCCAAACUUGUACAAAAUGGAGGUGUUGAUGCCUUAAUAUGGCUGUGUCGAUCUCAGCGGGAUAGCGAAUUGCAUUUCUUUGCCACAUCGGCGUUAGCCAUUCUUUCUGAGAAAGAAUCCAUUCGGCCCGUCAUCAUUACUAAAAGUGCCUUGCGACCUUUGAUCCAGCUAAUGGCCUUGUACUUGAGUAAACCCAUGCCUCUUGACAAUAAAGAAGCGGAUAAGGUAUCGUCUCCGAUCAUCAGGGAAGAUGUCCGAUUGGAGGUGCUACUAAAUUGCAGCCAUGUCAUUUUUCAACUUGGUCGUGCCGCCAUGUUGACUUCACAAGAAAUCCGCAGUGACGGAGCAUUCAUCACCCUUUUACAGCUGGCGGAUUUUCAUUAUACCCCACUCACUGAAGACACUGAAAACAGUGAAAAGCCAAUCGAUAUGCAAGCUUUGCUGGAUAGAGAACAAAUGAUUCAGAGUGUAGCUGCUAAAGGCAUUUCGGCUAUCUGUGCUACGGUGUCCAAUCAGCCUGCUAUUUUUGAGGUGAUAAACAACCCAGACCAGUUAACGAGUUUAUUGGAGAGCAGCAAUUCUCUAGUCACCAAGUACAUUGCUAAAGCUAUUGCGUACCUCUCCUUACGAAACGAUAAAUACAAAUCACAAUUGCUGCAGGGAAAAGGUGCCAAAAUACUGGUGCAAAAGUUGAAAGUUACGGCGGCGGAUCAGGACACAAACAAUGUGGCGGACAAGGCGUCGUCGGACGAAACCAACUCUGACCAAACCUCGGAUUUAGAAAUGUCUAUGGUGGCCAACCUAUGCUGUGCUAUUGCCAACUUUGCUACGAAUGGCGAGUCACAGCAGCGACUUAUGACCCAACCACAUCUCCUCCAAAACCUUUGUGCGACAGCCGCUCUCUAUUCCAGUAACACCGAAAUCCAUCGCCAUAUAGCGCGAUGCUUUGCUAACUUUGCACUUUAUGACACCAAUCGCAAGAGUAUGCUGCAUCAGGCAAACAAGAAAAAGAACGUGACCUAUAAUGUGAUACCUACUCUACUAGCCAUAGGACAAUCGGCCAUCGUGACACCGGAUGUUCAGAGACAUGUGGUUAGAGCAAUUGAUAACCUUAGCAACCAAGGAAACCCCCCCAAUUUCAUUUCAUGUAGAAAUAACCGAGCAACAUCGAUCGACAUUUGCAGAAUCCCUACCUUUAUUGAAGGCAUGGAUGAAGGAUAAUCCUGAUGCAGACUUGGUUAAACGCGCCGAGACCAUAUGUUGUCGUUUUGAAUAAAAUAUGUCAGCUAAAUGGCCAGUUUUCAAUAACCAAUUGUUUCAAUCCCAGU
Umbelopsis ramanniana AG is the source of this 1689-nucleotide messenger RNA. RefSeq lists its product as uncharacterized. The record is from RefSeq and is a predicted model, not a curated record. The transcript is spliced from 12 exons. Bases 23 to 1582 code for a protein of 519 amino acids. Lineage: Eukaryota; Fungi; Mucoromycota; Umbelopsidomycetes; Umbelopsidales; Umbelopsidaceae. Gene Ontology annotation, molecular function: metal ion binding.